This is a messenger RNA of Odontomachus brunneus, 2172 nucleotides long. RefSeq lists its product as uncharacterized. The coding region runs from base 128 to 1558 and encodes 476 amino acids. Gene Ontology annotation, molecular function: nucleic acid binding. Gene Ontology annotation, biological process: regulation of ribosome biogenesis. The transcript is spliced from 3 exons. The record is from RefSeq and is a predicted model, not a curated record. Gene Ontology annotation, cellular component: nucleolus. NCBI's taxonomy places the organism in Eukaryota, Metazoa, Arthropoda, Insecta, Hymenoptera, Formicidae.
GUAUCCUAUAUUGCAUCACUGGUUCGUAGCAUCAACAUCUCUCGACGUGCGUUAACGUAGCUUGUUGGGUACGCAGCGUACUUCGUUAGAUUUUGUAAAUGCUGGCAAGAGUUAAUUUAUUGUACGAAUGUCUGACUUCGCGAAAAAUCAAUUGCUGAAGUUUGGCUGGAGUGAAGGAAAAGGACUUGGAAAAAAUGAGAAUGGCAUUACAAAGCCUAUAAAAGCCACGUUAAAAUCUGGUGUCGAAGGUCUCGGGUAUAAAGAAACUUUCGACGCGUGGUGGGAAAAAAAAUUCAAUAGUGUCAUUCAAAACAUCCAGGUCAAGUCAAGUCAGGAUGGAGCUACUUUAUCUACAGUCGUUGAUGAUUCUUCUAAGAUGAAAGAGAAUAAAUCCAAAAUGCAUCCAUAUGCCAAUUUCCAGCAAAUCUGUGCCCUUCAUAAUGGUCAUUUAAUACAAAAUAACUCUACGACGUCGGAAGAAGAGGUAGGAACUCCACAAGCUUCUGUAGAUGUUUCAUUAAACUUCAAUCAGUUUCACACAAAAAAUGAUGAAGUAACGCCAAAUAUGGCAACAAAGCCACCUUGUACACCAAGUGCAAAACUAGAGAGAAUUGCGUUACAAGAUCAGUCACUAAUAUCUGCAAUGUCAGACUCGUCAUGUAACAUGCCAUGUAACUCGUCAUGUAGGAGCCUGUUGAACCGCUAUACCUGCCGACGUACUUAUCGCUCUAUUUUUUCAUCACAUUCUUUGCAAAAAUACUCUUUGCCUCUUAAAUAUACUUCUGAAACAAAACCUAAUAUUCAACCUAAUCAUGCAAUACUGAACAAAGUGAAUCAAACACCUGAGGAGAAAGAGAAAAAAGAUGAAUACGAAACAAAUAACAAUAUAAUGUAUACUCUACGAACUUUAACUACUACAUCCAAAUCCAGCAACAAAAAAUUUAGAAAGAAGAUAAACAAUCUGAUGCAGCAAUUAAACAGUUGUAGUAUAAAGGAAACUGAAUCCAAGUGUGACCUUGUGAAAGAUAAAUUUUUGCGAAAUGUGAAAGGUAACAGAAAAAAGUGUUUAAAGAAAAAAAAGGAUGUUGCAUAUGCACAAUUGAUAAAGGAAGAGCUAGAAUCAUACACAGAGAAAGAAGAUACAAGUAAACAGACGACAAGUCAAAAUGAAAAGGAAUAUAGACCAGUAAUACAGCUUGAGAUGAAUGAUGAUACACCUUCAAAACAAGAAAGCUAUAAACCACCACAUGAACCACUCGUGAAAGGAUCUACCUGUGUAAUCACUUUGACGAGGUUUGGAGCAUCACGGGAUGGAGAUACAGAUAUGGCUUCAACUAAAAACAGUAAAAAUUCUUUAUAUUUCCACAAAUCUAAAAAGAGACGUAAAAAUAAGCAUAAACAUAACCAGCGCUCGAAAAUAGAAGACGUAAUUAAAAAUAUUGUAAAUAAACGUGAUAUAGACUUUGUAUCAAAAGCUCUAACAAAAAUUAAUCUUACGGAAGAUGUAAGUGCUAUAAUUAAAAAAAAACCUACUCAAACUCAUAUCACACCCGUUUAAAAAAAGAAAUUUAAAGCAGGAAAUGCUAAAAAUGGGAAAUGAUCAUAGAAAUUAUAAUAAGAAUAAUAAUAACACGUUUAUAUAUAUAUAUAUAUAUAUAUAUAUAUAUAUAUAUAUAUAUGUAUAUAUAUAUAUAUAUAUAUAUAUAUACUUACUAAAAAAUUUUUAACAGAAUCUAUAUAUAUAUAAUCGCAAAUUUGGUUACAUUUAUAUCAUAUUUAUUCUGUAUUAAUGUAUCAUUCUGAUAAAUUACAUGAUAAUUUAACACAUUCGCUAUCAUAGUUUAUUUGGAGCUCUUUCCACAGACCACCAUUUGUUUUUUUACGUAAUUGUAUGAAACAGACUUGGUUCGAUGAUAUAGAUAUAUAAAAAAAAAAACUUUGUCGUACAUAUAUGACGCUGAGGUCUCUGGUGAGAGAUUGUUGCGUCACACACAUAUGUGACGUUGAUAACGAAUGUGUUAAUUGUAAGUGCCAUCGGCGUGCACUUAUUAAUUCCGUAUUACUGAAAUUAUCGUAUAUAUACAAAGUUCCUAUUGUAAAAUAAAAGAUAUGCAACAUGUAACAAAGAGUAUGUACACUUAUAUUUUUAAUAAAUAAUACUCAGAGCAUUUA